Corticium candelabrum is the source of this 760-nucleotide messenger RNA. RefSeq lists its product as uncharacterized. The coding region runs from base 71 to 562 and encodes 163 amino acids. Gene Ontology annotation, cellular component: cytosol. The record is from RefSeq and is a predicted model, not a curated record. Gene Ontology annotation, biological process: cytokinin biosynthetic process. Lineage: Eukaryota; Metazoa; Porifera; Homoscleromorpha; Homosclerophorida; Plakinidae. Gene Ontology annotation, molecular function: hydrolase activity, hydrolyzing N-glycosyl compounds. The transcript has 6 exons.
ACAGGAGGUAAUCACGUGAUGCACAUGAAGACAGUAGACUCUAAUCCGGGAGAUUUAUGUACGCGAUCGAAUGGCAAGUUACUGCUUCACUGUGUUUGCAGGCUCAAAGGUAGGAGUGAGACCAGAAUAUCUAACAGCAGCCAAAGAGCUUGGGAAAGCGUUAGCAGAACGAAGAUGUAGUCUCAUAUACGGCGGUAGCAGUUUGGGACUUCUAGGUGCUGUCGCCAAAUCUGUGGAGGAUCACGGUGGUAAAGUGACGGGCAUCUUACCCAAAUUCUUUGCUGAACGAGAAGGACACACAGCCAUUGGUGAGGAAGUACUUGUGGAGGAUCUCGCUGCUAGGAAAGUUAUUAUGCUUGAAAAGAGUGAUGGGUUCAUUGCUUUACCGGGUGGCUUUGGCACUUUAGAUGAGUUCUUUGAAGUUCUAGUUCUGCGCCAGCUGAAUCAAAGCAAGUCACCUAUUGGUCUUCUCAAUGUAAGCAACUACUAUCAACAUCUGACCAAAUUGAUUUUGUUGUGGAUGAAGGCUUUGCUAUCCAAGAUCACAGAAAUCUGUUUCUAGUUUCAGAUAAGCCUGUACAACUGGUCGACAUGCUGAUUGGUAACUUGAAAGGCAACUGAGUCCAUGUUUGUCUGAACUUUUGUGUAUGUAUCAUGCGUGAUUUAGAGCAUGGCGGCCAUUUUGUGCUAGGAAUUAAAUUCCCUAUGUGUUUCAUUUUAUCACUAAUAGCAAUAGAGUUAUUAUUGCGUUCGUAUCUGA